AUGGUGCAGAAAUCCCGCAACGGAGGCGUCUACCCGGGGCCCGCCGCUGAGAAGAAGCUCAAGGUGGGCUUCGUGGGGCUGGACCCGGGCGCCCCGGACUCCAGCCGGGACGGGGCGCUCCUCAUCGCCGGCUCCGAGAGCACCAAGCGGGGCAGCAUCCUCAGCAAGCCCCGCUCCGGGGUCUCGGGCAGCGGGAAGCCCCCCAAACGGAAUGCUUUUUACCGCAAGCUACAGAAUUUCCUCUACAAUGUGCUGGAGAGACCGCGGGGCUGGGCUUUCAUUUACCACGCAUACGUUUUUCUACUAGUUUUCUCCUGCCUGGUGCUGUCUGUCUUUUCGACCAUUGAUGAGUACCAGAACAGCUCAGAAGGGGCCCUUUACAUCCUGGAAAUUGUCACCAUUGUGGUUUUCGGGGUCGAAUACUUUGUGAGGAUUUGGGCGGCCGGCUGCUGCUGCCGAUACCGGGGCUGGAGGGGAAGGUUAAAAUUUGCCCGCAAGCCUUUCUGCGUCAUCGACAUCAUGGUGCUGAUCGCAUCCAUCGCCGUGCUGGCGGCGGGGUCCCAAGGGAACGUCUUUGCCACCUCGGCGCUCAGGAGUUUGAGGUUCCUGCAGAUCCUGCGCAUGAUCCGCAUGGACCGGCGGGGCGGCACUUGGAAGCUCCUGGGCUCUGUUGUCUACGCACACAGUAAGGAGCUGAUCACUGCCUGGUAUAUUGGCUUCCUGUGCCUCAUUCUGGCCUCUUUCCUGGUAUACUUGGCCGAGAAAGGAGAAAAUGAGCACUUUGAUACAUACGCAGAUGCACUCUGGUGGGGUCUGAUUACUCUCACCACCAUCGGCUACGGAGACAAGUACCCACAGACCUGGAACGGACGGCUGCUGGCAGCUACGUUCACACUCAUCGGCGUCUCCUUCUUCGCCCUUCCUGCCGGCAUCUUGGGUUCGGGGUUUGCUCUGAAGGUUCAAGAGCAGCAUCGACAGAAACAUUUUGAGAAGAGGCGAAACCCAGCAGCGGGCCUGAUUCAGGCGGCUUGGAGAUUUUAUGCCACCAACCUGUCCCGGACAGACCUGCACUCCACCUGGCAGUACUAUGAACGCACCGUCACCGUCCCCAUGUACAGCACGCAAACGCAAACGUAUGGUGCCUCCAGACUCAUCCCUCCUCUGAACCAGUUGGAGCUCCUGAGGAACCUGAAGAGCAAAUCGGGACUGACAUUCAGGAAAGAGCAGCAGCCCGAACCAUCGCCAAGUCAGAAGGUCAGUUUGAAAGAUCGUGUCUUCUCCAGUCCCCGCGGUGCUGGCACCAAAGGGAAAGGCUCUCCACAGGCUCAGGGCAUCCGGAGGUCCCCCAGCGCUGACCAGAGCAUCGAGGACAGCCCAAGCAAGGUGCCCAAGAGCUGGAGCUUCGGAGACCGCAGCCGAGCCCGGCAAGCUUUCCGCAUCAAGGGAGCAGCGUCACGGCAAAACUCGGAAGAAGCAAGCCUUCCCGGAGAGGACAUUCCUGAUGAGAACAAAAGCUGCAACUGUGAGUUUGUAACGGAAGAUUUGACACCAGGACUGAAAGUCAGCAUCAGGGCAGUGUGCAUUAUGAGAUUUCUCGUCUCCAAGCGCAAGUUUAAGGAGAGCCUUCGGCCCUACGACGUGAUGGAUGUCAUCGAGCAGUAUUCAGCUGGUCACCUGGACAUGCUGUCCCGGAUUAAAAACCUCCAGGCCAGGAUAGAUAUGAUUGUGGGUCCCCCGCCCCCUUCAACUCCCCGGCAUAAGAAGUAUCCAACCAAAGGACCCAUGUAUUCUUCCAAAGAAUCUCCCCAAUACUCGCCUAGAGUUGACCAGAUCGUUGGGAGAGGAUCCUCCAUGACCGACAAGGAUCGGACCAAAGGGCCAGCAGAGGGGGAGCUGCCUGAAGACCCCAGCAUGAUGGGCAGGCUUGGAAAAGUUGAAAAACAGGUUCAAUCAAUGGAGAAGAAGCUGGACUUCCUGGUGAACAUCUACAUGCAGCAGAUGGGCAUCCCACCAACGGAGACAGAGGCUUAUUUUGGGUCCAAAGAACCAGACCCAGCACCUCCCUACCACAGCCCCGAAGACAGCAGGGAGCACAUUGACAAGAAUGGCUGCAUCAUCAAGAUCAUCAGGUCCACCAGCUCCAUGGGUCAGAAGAACUUCUCUGCCCCACCAGCCCCGACCAACACAUGCCCGCCCUCGACGUCAUGCCAGCAGCAGGUCUACCAGCGGCAAAGCCACGGCUCCUCACCCGUCGGAGACCCCGGCUCACUGGUCCGCAUCCCACCUCCACCCUCCCAUGAGCGCUCCUUGUCAGCGUACAGCAGUGGGCACAGGGCGAGCGCAGAGUACCUGAGGAACGAAGACAUUACAACCAAACACCAUGAGAGUGCCAUGAGAGACAGCGACACGUCCAUCUCCAUCCCCUCGGUAGACCAUGAGGAACUGGAGCGCUCUUUCAGCGGCUUUAGCAUCUCCCAGUCCAAAGAGAAUUUGGACAUCCUUAACAACGGUUGCUAUGCAGCCGUGGCCAAAAUCAGACCCUACAUUGCAGAAGGGGAAUCAGACACCGAUUCUGACCUCUGCACGCCCUGUGGUCCUCCUCCCAGGUCAGCCACGGGUGAGGGACCCUUCAGUGACAUGGGCUGGUCAGCCCCCAGACAGUGAAGCCUUCUCGCAGCCGCCAAGCCACGUCCGAGCGCUGGCAGCUGUCCGCUCCAGCUGUCCACGCGCCGAACUUCUCAAGGAGAUUGACAGCUAAGGUUUUCCUCCUUCUAGGACAUCCUUAGCUGGAGGAUACUUUCUUGCAGCUUACUCGGGGGGGGAACGAGCAGGUCUGAGCCUGCAUUUUCAGAAGAGGUCACGGUGGUGAGCGAACUGGAGCCAUGAAAUCCAGAUUUCUUUCAUAUUCUCUUUCUAAGAUCAUUAGGUGAAAUUAUUUCAUGGUGCAGGGUAGGCAAUUUGCAUUUCUUGGCAACCUUCAGAAGUGCAGGGCAGGAGUAAAUCACCCGGCCAGGGCUUUUGGAGGUCACAAUAACUGGUGGCUGACAAGUGUUACGGUGGAAUUGCCAUGCCAUGGCACUGGUGAUUACACCUUUAGGUGUUUUGGAGUCGCAGAAUGAACAUGCAUCUGUUUCUGGCUUAGAUUUCAGGUCACGUGUAACUAUGAGGGCGUUGUUACUCUGUGGUUUGUCAUUAACCAUCAGGAAGGUGGCAUAAUUCCAAUAUAAUACAUGGAAAAGUUGCGUAGGUCCCUGGAGGAGAGGGAUGGUGGCUGGAACACUUGUGUGAACAGAAGACAUGGCCUCAAAGUGGGACAGGUUAGGAUACUACUCUGAAGCAGAACAGUUUGGAAAUUAUCCCUUCUUAGGAAACUGAAAAACUCAGAAAUAUGAGCUUGAGUGCAAGAAAGGAGACAGCCCUGAGGGCAGAGAAAUGAGACAGAGACAGAGACAAGAGACUACAGGGCUGGAAUUUUAUGUUUUAAACCAUGUAUUAUAUUUAAUUAUCUCUCCUCCCAUUGACAACAGACCUGGAGGUGCUUUGGAAGCAAAGGCAAAACAAAGGCAACCCCUCUGGAGGGCUGACACGGGGUGAAGCCAUUCUCGUGGCCAGCCGUGCUGUUGUGGAGUCACGGCCACUAGGCCAAAGGGAAAAGGUGAAUAUGCAAGAAUCUGUAGUCCCCAUGUUGCUGCGAGUUAAGUGCUGAGCUCCAUCCGUUUGAAGCCCUGUUGGUCAGAGCGGGUACUUUUCUUACAGUUUGCAUUGUGCCUGAACACUUUUGCACACACUAUGCCCCGUGAAAAUCUUCCCUUUCUUCUUUUGCCCUGACAAGGAUCUCACACCCAUGUUCUCAGGACAUUCUUUGGUUUUGUUUGGAUCCCUCAAGCUGAGUUAAGACAUGCUUCUUCAUUUCUUCAUGGUCUUUCAGAAGCCUCUUGCCUGUGCUUGCCCACAUGUUGUGCCAAUCCAAGUCCACCCCAUUUCAUGGUUGUUAAAAGUACUUUCUUUUGGAAAGAGCAUUGUGUUGCUGCUGGGAACCUCAGCAGUGCAUUCAGUUGGGGGAAGGAGAGGGGAGAAGUUUCUUUUGGGACCAAAACAAAGUCACAAAGUGGUCAUUUACAUGGAUAGGUUGGUUGGGGUUUUUUUCAAGGGGGUGGAUCAGGAAAAUGUGUUUGGGAUGCAUCUCCAGGGCUGGGACACCAUGGCUGGCAUUGUGCCUCUAAACCCUCUAACCAUCUACAGCCCAAAUCCCAUGCGCGUUUUCUGCUGGGACUGUGUCUGUGAUUUCAAAUCCCUUCUCUCCAUGUUUUCUCUGUCAUACCAAGAGCCUGUUAAGAAUAUAUGGGUGACAACUUCCUUUCUGUGUGGCCUUUGAGAGGUUGAACAUUGACUUGCUUGGGGUGAAGAGAGAAUGGCAGCCUUUUUCUCUCCUCCUGUUUGCUUGACCAGAGGCAGCAAACCCUGGGAGACCCAGGACUAUUUUGGCCUUAGGGAAGAUGUGGGUGUAGUCUGACAGCUUGCAGACAGGAAAUAAAAUCAUCCUUUUCCUAGUGCUCCGGACCAACACACAGGUCUUCACAUAGGAUUGAGGAGUGGAGAAAGGCUCUGAACAAUUUCUCUUGCUAUUUUUCACCAUUCUGGAGUGGAAAACCUUUUUCUAGGAGGCAACAUGGGCUUCCAGCCAUGCUAGUUCCUUUCUUUCCCAUUUGAUCCAUUUUUUUGUUACCUCCUGCAAUUUUUCCCUCUCUGCUUGUGCUCCCAAACUCCUUUUGGCUCCAGAUUUCUUUGUGCAAAGUGAACCCCUUGACUUCCAUACAGAGAAACCUGCAAACCUCCAUACAGAGAAAUAGCUGCAAACUGUGCAGAUUUGCCCCUGAUUGGGCUGCAAAAUGAAAUGCCUUCUGACAGAGCAAGAAAUGCCAGCAAGUCCCACAUCAGUCUUGGUGGCAUGUGUUUUCUAGUAACCACAAGAAUGGAAAUUGCACUGGGUGAGGCAAAAGGCAACAUUGCUCCUGCCAGCUGCUCACAGAACAUUUUGUCCAAGUCAGAGAUAACCAAGUUUUAUUAUCUUAUUCAUUUGGAAUUACUUUUUGAGGCCUGCUGGAAAUUUGGCAUGGAAGGGCAUGAUAUAAAGGCAGGGGCUCCAGGUGAGGAUGAGGAUGAUGGCAUAUGGUCCUACUGCAGCACAGGUACGUGUCUGGUCUUUGAUAUAGGAGGGAAAGUCAACAGGACGUCAAUGCACAAUUUUUGUGGGAUGUAAUUUUCAGUGUUUCCUAAUUUUUCAGCCCUAUUGCCUCUAUUUUGAGUGUCCUUUUCCUAGUUCUUAUUGCAAAAUCCCUUUCUCCUGUCCAGAUGACGUUACAGACUUGAAAGCAGAUACUAGAAAGCCAGUGUGUUCUGAGGAGACUUAGUUCCGCUGUGUCCUCUGAGUUUUCCACAGACUGAAAUCUGGCAGUCUUGUACCUCCUUUAGGGACUGCAUAGGAAGAACUGUAUAUUCCCUCUUCAGAUAAGUUACUACACCAGAGUUUAUAAAGAAUUUUGGAUUUGUAGCUUUAGAAGGUGUUGGAUUUGUCCCACAGUCACUGAUAGAAACCAGCACAGAUUGUAUCUUGCUGCUACAAAUUUCACAUUAUCGUAUUUUUGAAAGGUUUAAGAAAUAUUCUGCCUUUAUUCACGGCAUCAUUUCUAAGAAAUUCUGACACACACCUCCAUCCACAACCACGCCAUGAAUUUUCACUUCUCAUUCAUUCAGGCAAAUAGGCUGAUCUGGAAUUUUGGGUUAAAUUACACCAGUUACCUCCAAAUAAUGCUCUUUAUUUCCAUGAAAUUAUUUCUGCCUGCAUAAAUGAGAACAGAGCCUGCUUACUGACAUAAAUUAUUUCAUUCCUGUCCUAAAUCAUAGUCCAUUACUUCCUGCAAAGUCCUAACUUUCAACUCCUCAAUUCUCACAUGCCUGUAUCACACGCUCCUUGUGGUAAUCUCCCACAAGAAGUCUUAGAUUAAAAGAAAAUAACUUGGUUUUGUUCUGCUAAUAAGGCAGUCCCGAUGAUAAAGACUUUUAAAAGGAUGGACAGGCAAAUUUUGUCCCUCUGCUGAUCCUCUCUUGGGCUGAUCUUUGCUCCCCUCUUCCUCCCAAGUCUGGUUCUGCAUUUUUUGGAGGACAGAAACAGGUUUCAGACAAUGCCAAGUGUGAACAGAGGAAGCCAAAGGGAGCUGAAGAAGAUGUGAAAGCCAAAUUUCCAGCAGGCCACCUUGAGCUGCUCCAGGGGUGCCCGUGCCCACACGUGGGUGUGUGCCCAGAGCCUGGUUUUGAGGUGCAUCUGUGCUGAAUGUGAAGCCGUGGCCUUGGACCAGAACCUGGGAUCUGGUCUCCAAGAAACUUUUGGACUCUUGGACUGGGUCUAGGGCUGGAGAGGAGUACUGCAAAUGGCCCUGCCUGUGGGAUGGAGCAACCCCUGAGACUGGGACCUGAAGCCGCAGGCAGUUUUGGGGUGUUUCAAGUCCACGCGCGAGUUCAAGUUGUCUCAUGAGUUCAUGUCUCUAAACAGAGAUGUUGCAAUCUCUGUGCAGGUGGCCUUUCAUAAUGUGACCCCGAGACAUAGGAACAGAGCACUAGCCAUAAGUAAAAUUUCCCAACAUUUGGGAAGGGACUUUAAUGUUACUCAAGUGCAGAUUUUGUAUGUGAAUUUCCUUGUUGACUCAUUUUCUUAUUAAUAAUUUUUAAAACAGAAAUGUCAAGGAGCUCACUGAAAACAAACCUCUUGUCCAACUCAGAAAGCCAUUAUAUUUCUUUACACAGACUAUGUGAUAGAUUAGGUUUUCUAAAAAUGUAUUUUGUUUCAAAUGCUGCUUAAUAGAUCCAAUAAAUUCUGCAGGGUCAUUGCUAUUUACAGAUAAAUAGGUAUAUUUUUAAAUUUUUAAUUGAUUUUUAAGAUUUUAAAUUAUGUGACUUUUUAGAACAAGUUUGUAUAAUCUACCUGAGAAGACAGAGCAUCACCUCAGAUACAGAUGCUCCCCUUCCUAACAGUUACCCAAAAGAAAAACAUGUUUACUCAUAUUUUUCUCAAGAGGGAGCUACUGCAAACCUCAUUUCCCUUAUAUCCUCAGACCACUGUGGUCACAGCAACAUUAUUGCUAAAAACAAAAUAUAAGUAUUAAAAGAGAAACUGAAAUUCCUAAGGCAUCCCAUAUAAAGACCCUUAGCAGUGAGUAUUUUACUGGGAAUGUUAAAAAGCCCAGGAGCAGGCUAAGGAUUUCUGUUUCUCCAUCCACACUUGUGUGCACCCUCAGGGUGAGUGAGCCCUAAGCCUCCAUCCCUUUUUUCCCAGCACGCUUGUGGUCCUCCAACCCACACACCUGCCUCCUCUGUCACCCGCGCUCCAUCAUAGGCCAGCGUCUUCGGUUUUCAUCAUCUUCCUUUUCGUGAACCAGAAACAAGGAAAUCAGAUACAAAAGCUCCUUCACCUGCAAGUAACAUUGAGGCUGCGAUGCGGAGGGCCAUGCCAUGGGGGUGAGGGCGGCAGCCCCCUCCGAGCCCUGCGUGGGUCACUGCUGCUCAGCGGUGUAAAAGCAAACCCUUGCUUUUAGCACACAAACACCCUGACUUUUCUGCGUCACAGAGCAAAAUCUGCUUAGAGCAAGGGUCUGGGUUGGUUGGUUUUUUAACAAGAACAAUAGGGUUUUUUAAAAAAAUAAUAAUAAGGAUAAUAAUGCAUAGGAAUCUUCUUUAGUAUAUCUUAGUGUUUGAUGCCCCAGUGACACAAUACUGCUUGCCUUAUAUUACUGUCUAGAGGGAGAGGGCUUACACACCUUUUGAUACAGUAAUAAUCAUGCUUAUAAUUUAGGUAGCAGCAAGGAGCGGCUGCUGCAGGAUGAGCAGCCAGGUCCUUUUUAACAUAUGAAUGUGCUUUCGAGACUAUCUCACUGACUGUACUCAAUUUUGCCUGCUACUGCAUGCAGCCUGAGAUGAGUAGACAGCAAUAUGCUCCAGCUGUAUCUGCACUCCCAGAUUGCUGUAGUAUUUGAUGAGGUAACAUUGCCAAAUGCAUCAUUUUUGGGAGAGGCUAUCCUCCCAGUGGCCCAUCACAUAGGGUGCUGCGGUGCUUCUCUAGGUAACACAGAUAUACCAAGUGUCUUUCACGCUGCGACUGAUCAUUGCCUCAUCCCUCUGAUAAAGCAUGCACAACCUCCACAUCUACUGCUUGUAACUAAGGGGUUAAGAAACCCCCCACGUUUGUACCCGUGGUUCCUUGAAACGUGUACAUGGGGAUGAAGAAAUACAAACUGUGUUGGCUGUGUAUAACAACCUCCUUUCCAUCCAGAUGCCUCUGACGGAGAGCAUCCCAGUUACCCCUGUCUGAGGGUUUGGAGGAGCAGGCAGAACAAGGCAGGCAGUGCCAAGGAUGGAGGCCUGGUCUUCAUUUAGGAGGUGCCAUUUGAACCCACAUGUGUGGGACUUGCCAUACGUCUGUUUGAAUUCCCACAGGGUUCUCUUGCCUGCAUCUGGCUCUGGUGUGCACGUGUUUGUGCCUGCAGCCCAGCCCGAGGGGGAUGUAACUCCUAAACUUUGGAAACCCCUCUUUGGAAAUUUCAUCCACCCUUGUCUACAGCCCUUGGGGGUUUCAGGGACCCUGCAGCUGUGCCAUAUCCAUUCCUUGUGGAAGCAUCUCUUGCUCUCCUUAUGGAGAGGUGCUGAGCUACCUUUAUAUAUACUCCAUAAAUUUUUUGCCACAGUUCUCCCUGCGGAAACACCAGACUGUUGUGAGGCCUUCAAGGUUUGCCCACCUUACUGGUGUUUGCAGUCUCUUGUAUCUCUUCAUGCUGCUGCCAUAAUCUAGUUUGGCACUGGUCCCACAUUCUCACCUUCCUGUCCAGACUAUAUACAAGUGAAGAUGUAAUGCAGGAACUCUGCACUGAGACUUGCUUUUGGCCUGGCAUCACUAGAUGCACCAGAGAGCCUUUGUGUUUUGUUAGCAUGACACUUUUGCUUUUUAUUGGCAAUUUAUUUGCUUUCUCAUUGAGCCACUGUGGCCUCAACACAUCCCUGGUUUGUUCUGCUGGAGCCUUUCAGCGCAGGGAUGGAGUCUAUUUUGCCCCACUGUACAAUGCCCUGUAACGGUUUGGCCCCUUGGCUUUAGCUGAUUGCAGUGAAACAGCAAUGAGGGUUUGAUUCAGGUUUUCUUGUCAAGCUGAGCAUCUCAGAGAGGAGCUUACAGACUCUAACAGUGUUGAUGCUUUUGCUCCCUGAAGCAAGAGCUUCUUUUGAGAUGCCUGUUCCCUUCAGCGGUCCAUGCAUGUGGCUUUGCAUGCCAGGCUCCAGCUUGAUAAUGGAGAGAAACAAAGCAGCUGGUCCAAGCUGUGCUAUUUCCAAAGCUGCCAGUGAAUGUGGAAGCGUCUUGCCCUCUUCUAAUUCCUGUAAAUAUAGCCACAGAUGACUUGUUCAAGCAGCAUCUGUUUGCCUAGUCCUGAGAAACUUGAGCUAACUGCAACUGCAAAGCUUUCCAAAACUCAGUGCCAAGCUCAGGCUAGAUUUCACCUGCAGCUACACCUAUAAUUUUAAGGCAGAGUUAAUGGUUUCAGGUAGAAGCCGUACCAAAAUCUCUACUUUGGGUGGCUCUGGCCCAAAACCAAGGCUGAACGUCAUGCUGCUGGUGAAGCCUCCCCUGGAAUUUUGGCUCCAUUUGACACUGAUGACUGUGGACCUGGGGAGCUGCUCUCUCCAUCCCACUCCACACAAGAAAAGGUUGGCACAAGCCUUGCAAGCCACAAUGGAGAAAAUGCCUCCUUAUCUUACCAUGCCAUGGGCACCUGUUAAAAGUAGAAGCAGCAUUUCAUGGUAAUCCCUUAAACCUGACCAACACAGUGGCCAUGACCCAGUGUUUCACAGAUGUAGUAGUGCUCAUGAAAGGCAUUUAUUACAGGUAUGGAUAUAGAGGGCUCAGUCCUUUAGCAUCUCUGUAGACAGCAUGUUCAGCCUUGCUGAUGGCCUCAGGAGAAGUCAUCAAAGCUGGUGACAGGUCUUUUCUGUCCUGCCUGGUUACACUGGUCCAGCAUCUUCCCUGGAGCUGAAGAUCUCCCGUGCUCAGGGUGGGGAUCCUUUUGUGUUGGUUAUUCUUCCCCAACACCCAAACCCAAACCCUAAAAUUUGAAGUUUCUUCACUUUUUCACAAAUAAAUUAAUGCACGGGGUAGAGAACCUGAGACUUUCAGGAGCACCGAGGCAAAACAAGAUAUAGCUGAUAAAUGACAGAUUUUGUUAUUUUAAAUCAAAAGCAGAUUUUAAACAUAGUUGCAGUUGUUGCACGGUAUAUCAAAUGCUUUAGGAGAUUCAAUAAAUUAUUCUUAUAAAUGUUUUAUUCUUUUAUCAGUAAUUCGUAUAGGUGGAUGCCACUGUUCUUAUACAGCAGUGCUCCACACACUAAAACUGUAUUCCUGUUUCUCCAGUAUAGACAUUGUAUUUAUGAAAUUUAUCUUACUUAGUGUCACUUUGGCACACAAUCCACGUAUAUACUGCGCACAGAUUGCACAUUACAUGCCAAAUGCUCAUAGGUAUCACUCCAUGUUAUAAGAGUAUGUGUGUUGAACAGACACCAAACGAAGUGUUACCUGCCUAUUUUGUGAUGUGACUCAACAUAACUGGGAAGAGAGAAGAAUGAAGAUCUUGUUUUGUUAAGAGAUACACUGCAUUUGAAUGGUCUUUAAAGAGAUUCUACCAGGAAGCUAAAAUAAAUGAGAUUGCUUCUGCAAUGUUACUUUAAAAAUACCUGAACAAAACAAACACACGCAGCCCAAAAAUACUUAACAGCUACUGUAUUUCUAUAUAUUCUUCAUUGCUAUUCAUCUGAGCUGUAAAUUCUGUACAGAUUGAAUGAAGUUCACAGUUUAUCUCUGUCAUAACCUGCAGGAUAAAAGGACAACACAACUUUGGCUGCAAAAGUGUGUGCAUGUUGUUUGCAUACAUGCCUAUACAUAUUGCUGUAUAUGCAUGUAUAUACAAAGAUGCACACACGCGCUUUAAAACAGAUAAAGCUGCAUCUGAGAUGCACAAGGGGAAAAAAAGUGGGUUUUUUGGAUGUGGGAGAGUGGGUAAAACCAGAAGAAAAGACUAUUUCAAUUAUCUAUUUCUGUCGAAAAGGAAGAUUUGCAAAGGGGAUUGAUGUGUAACUGCUAUCCCAAGGAGAAAUCCCACUUCUGAAGGUAGCACAGGCCACACAGCAGUGUGAUGCAGUUGCUUUAAAUGAUAAUUUUGUUGGCUUCCUUUCAAAGAAAUAAAAAAAAGAACAUAGUGGCCAGUGCCAGUUCCAAGUCCGAACCAAAAAGACCGUUCCUUAGAUACGUGGCCAAACAGUUGUCCUACGCCAUCAGAGAGCCAAGGGCAGAGAUUCGUGUGCUGUGACAGGGUGAUGCUGACGGCAGCGGUGCUGGCUGAUGGGCAGUGCCAUGGUGCCCCGCAAACCCGCCAUUGCGUCCCCCUUCAGUACGGGCUGCUGCCCUGGCAGAGAUCCAGCCGCCCUCUGGGUCCCGCUCUUACCUUUGCCUACAUAUUUAAAAGACCCCCUAGUUAAGAGACAUUUGAGAAAAGAGUUAUCACAAGCCCAUUUUUGACCUUAGAGUUAUGAAAGAAAUGACAAAGUUAUAAUCAAUAAAUCUGCUUUUCCAAGCAGGUCAGCCCCCAGACUCCAAUUGCCCCUAUACAGAGAUUUCACCAACCUCAUCGAAUUAAUCAUCCUCUAGGAUUUAAUUUUGCCCCUAUUUUUACAGAUAUAAGAUCUGUAUUGGGUAGAACUUAUCCUUCGGUGUUUAAUCUAAACCAGACAAAGGCACGAAGAGCUAACUUUUCCAGUUAAAUACUGCUGGAUGCCAUUGAAAAUAUAGUAAUUGGGUUUUUGCACUGGCCUGAAAUUCAUCUCUAGGUCAAAGUUAGCAGUUGUAAGAGCCACUUCAGUCCCAAAUGUGCUUCUAAAGCAAAGGCUACAUCCGUGGCUGGAGUGUGUUGCCAUUUCCCUGAGAUAUCUUGAAGCUAUCACAGAUUGUCACAGGGUCUGGCUCAUUUGGCCUGAACUAGGCUAAAAAUGGUUCAUGCAUUUGUCCUGCUGGUGAGCUAAGAGGUGAAUUUCACACUGGGACAGGCCGUUCUUGCUUGGCGCGAGUGCGGGUGCUGCACACCUCGCCUCCCGCUUGUAAACAUCUGAGGCUCAGUUGAGCAUGAAAGUUUGGUUGUCCUUUAGAAAGCAAAGACAGCUGCUGCUUUGCUUCCUUUAAUUUGCUCUGUUGCCUUGGCUUUUUUGCACUUUCGUUUCAUCUCCAAAGAAUCUCUCAUAAUGCCUUUGGUACUCAAGUACAAUUUUAAAACAUUUUGUAUGUAUUGAAUGGCACACACUUUCUCUUGUAAAAUAGCAAUCGGACUUUUUCUUUUUUUUUUUUUGUGAAUGUGUAAUUUCCUCUGUACAUUUCAACCAUGACUUUGUGCAAUGUACAUUUUAUAGGGACAGAUGCCAAGAGAAUGACCUGUAAUUUUGUAAGGAAAUAGCUAGAAGCCGAACAACAUAGUCACAGAUGGUUUUACAUUAACACCGUGGAAGAUCAAUGUAGCCCAGACUUCUACACCGAAGCGUUGAGCAUGAUGCAGCGUGUACCUUCACAUGAGUGACUGUGGCAGCUGCAAAACUGUAUAUGUGUGAUAUUAAAAACAACAGCGACGGUUGCAAUCGGGAGGGAAGUGGAGGAAAAUUAAAUAAUCACAAUCAUUAAUUUAAGCCUCAAAGCAUCAGAAUGGAAAGUUUGCAUUCAGUAAAAAUACCAGAGAUUUAACCUUCAUGAGAUGAAAUACACAUUUAUUUUUCUUUGCA
Phalacrocorax carbo (great cormorant) is the source of this 12849-nucleotide messenger RNA. Lineage: Eukaryota; Metazoa; Chordata; Aves; Suliformes; Phalacrocoracidae. The record is from RefSeq and is a predicted model, not a curated record.